AGUCAAAUGCCCCAAAAAUGACCAUCACUUCUCUCCUUCACUAUAAAUACACUCAAUCAUUCAUCCCUAACUUUUCUUGCCUUCCAUUCUCAACCAUGAGGCCCCUUCUCAUCAUUCUUGCUCUUCUCCUGGCAAACGCUGCUGCAGAUUGUGAUGUGCUUCAAGAUCCCUGCGUUGCUGAUUUGUCCUCAGAAGUGAAAAUAAAUGGGUACACCUGCAAGAACGCUGCAACUGUAACUCCGAAUGAUUUCUUCUUUGCUGCCCUUGCCAACCCAUCCCCCAUCAACAACAACACCCUGGGGAUUGCGGUGACCUUAGGGAAUGUUGAAAAAGUCCCCGGAUUCAACACACUUGGUAUAUCUGUAGCACGCAUCGACUACGCCCAUGGUGGGAUCAAUCCUCCCCACUCGCAUCCACGUGCGUCUGAAGUGAUCUUCGUUCUGGAAGGGUUGCUCCAUUACCAGAAGAACAUUGGGAAGGGACCUGCCGCUGUUAUUGCUGCCUUUAACAGCCAGCUCCCUGGGACUCAGUCUGUCGCUGCCUCCUUGUUUUAAGCCACACCAGCAUUGCCUGAUAAUGUCUUGGCCAAGGCAUUCCAUAUUGCUACCCCGGAGGCUGAAAAGAUCAAGUCAAGGUUUGCACCCAAGUAGCUAGAUGACAGUCCUCUGAAUUUAAUACAAUCAAAGUUGGUGG
Messenger RNA from Rubroshorea leprosula, 693 nucleotides. NCBI's taxonomy places the organism in Eukaryota, Viridiplantae, Streptophyta, Magnoliopsida, Malvales, Dipterocarpaceae. The record is from the annotation of a GenBank genome assembly.